AUUUUACUCAGAAUUAAGAACAAUCAGAUUUUGUUAAUAAUUUAAUUAUUGUUAUAUUCUCUAAAACAAUUGUUUCUUUUAUUGUAACAAAGUGACACAUUACACUUAUCACAAACGAUUUGGGUAAAACCAGUACACUUAGGCAUUUUACACCUGUUACUUUUGUCACAAAAAACUGGCCAGCGGGCCACUUGAUCAAGCCGAACAUCUUUUACUGGUGCAACCUGGGAAACACUUUUCUUCCUUUUCGCCUGAAUUUCCUGUUCUAAAGCAGAACUUGGUCUACCCCUUUUUACUUCAGAUUUUUUCCCCAAAAGGCAAAGUGCUUCAGCUACUUCUAGGCGAAAGGUACCCAAGUUACACAGCUUCCCACUAAAUCCAGGUUUUUGUGACAUCAGUUUCUUGUAAACUAACCAAGAAUUUAUCAUGGCUAGGUCCAAUAAAUGAUGGAACAAUCGCAUAUACCACUUUCUGUUUUUUAUGCUUAUGUAGUAUCUUCCUAUAUAACUGUCCAGGAGAUCUACGCCACCCAUGUGGGAGUUGUAGUCUUUCACGAUCUGUGGACAGUCAAUUUGAAUUUUUUCCUUUUUAGAUUUGUCAAAUCUACUUAUUUUUUGAACUGGCUCAACUCCCACAUAGGUCGAUAACAAUGUUACAACUUUGUUGUAUUUCUACAUAGUUACAGAAAUAUCAGUGCCAUCAUAAGUUGUCAUAUGCUCUUCAAAAGAUCCCCUUGGUACAGAUUUCUUCAUGAAAGAUUUAAGAUUUGGCAACUUAUUAUUAGGCAGCCUGUUGGUUCGGACAGUACCUAAGCAGAGUAUUUUUUGUUUGUGCAAAUAACAAGCGAAAGGAAUAGAUGUAUAAUAAUUAUCAAAGUAGAUAAUAUGGUUGAUGUUUCGGGGUACCACCUUUGCAAGUCUCACCACAACAUUUUCGGUUACGCCUAAGUCUGGUUCAUUGGAUUCUUGAAUGUUAUUUUCUCCAACAUAGACUUCAAAUUUAUGAGCAUACCCAGAAAUGCUUGCAUAGCAAAAACAGCUUUAAACCCCACUUGUGGGGCUUAUUAGGAAGAUAUUGUUUCAAAUAGUGUGAUAUUUUUGUCGCGCACAUUUGUUGGUCAAUUGACAACCGUUGUUCCAUAGGAAAAAGCUCAAACCGAUUAUUUAAAUAGUCUAUGACUGGCCUUAUUUUAUGUCAUUUGUCAUGACGAGGAUGAUUAGAUGGAAGCAGUGACUCAUUGUUGUUGAAGUGUAAAAGACUUUUGAGUUUUUCAAAACGGUUUAGGGCCAUACAAUUGGCUAGUAUCCACUAUGAAUAAAUCGGAUGGAUUAGCGUUUACAAUUAAUGUUUAUGAUAUAUAGCUACAAAAAAAUUGAACUAUUUAGAAAAAUAAUUAAAGAUUGAUAAUAUUUUUAGAAAAGAAAAUCGAAAAAAAUAGGCAUUUAGUCACGUGACAGUAAACGCCAAUCAGAAAAUGUUACGUCACGCCGUGGCAAGCAUGGUUGUUGUUGACGUUUUCAUUGAAAAGACCGCGUUGACUACUUCACAUUUUAUUCGUUUUUAGCAUUAUUCUCAAGUUGAUAGUUAUCAUGGAACCAGGUUUUGUUAAAGCAGACAGUAAUAACUUGCCUAGAAUCGACGCAAUUAUGCUUGGCCGAUUUUUCGCGUCAAACAAUGACUUUUGCUCAUCGGAAUUUCGCAAUGUCAAAACUUCGAUGUCAUCACGAGCUUCUUACGGAGAUGACGCCGUAAGCUAUGUGCAGCUUAAGCGAGAAAACAAAUUUUGUACUGUAAAGUGCAAAAUAUGUCCAGAACAUAAAGUUUAUGCCAAAUUAUAUGGAUGUACAUUGGUGGUUGAUGAAGAAGAUGACAUUAUCCUGUCUGUUCAGUGUCAAGACUGUGUAGCAUCACAGGGUGGCUGUAAGCACGCUAUAGCGUUCCUUAUGUGGGUUCAUCGUCGAAGUGAGGAACCAUCAUGCACUUCUGUGGAGUGCUAUUGGAAGAAAUCCAAACUGUCUCAAGUUGGUACUACAAUUAAAUAUAUGACAGCGAAGGAAUUGUCCAAAGGAAAUCCCAUAUUACCAGCAAAUCCAUCUGUUUUUAAUAAUUUUUUAGAAGAGGCAAGAAAGAGAAAAGUUGAGCACUGUCAACUUUUAAAAUACCAACCUACUUAUAGUGAAAGUCAAACAUGGGCUAUCUCAAUGCAUCAACUUACUUAUAAGUUUAAAGAAAGAUGCGUUGAAGAUUUUUUGAAGAAAAUUGAAAUAACAGCAUCUUUAAUCAAGAAAGUGGAAGAGGAAACAAGAGAACAGUCUAAAAGCGCUCUGUGGUUUGAACUGAGAUAUGGUCGAAUAACUGCUUCCAGAGCAUUUGAAGUAAGCCGAUGCAAAACAAGUGACGGCACACUCAUUUCCCUCAUACUAGGUGGUAAAAUUCCUGAUACUCCGGCCAUGAAACGUGGCCGUGUUCUAGAAAAUGAAGUGAGAAAAACAGUUGAGAGCAAAAUAAAAAAAAAAGUUAGUAAGUGUGGCCUCUUGUUAAAUUCUAAGUACCCAAUGAUUGCUGGUUCACCAGACGGAAUUUUCGAAGAUGGGAUAGUUGAAAUUAAGUGUCCUAUUAGUAAAAUAACAUAUAAAAAUUAUAUAAAAAAUGCACUGGCUACAGAAAAAUAUUAUGCCCAAAUGCAGCUUCAGAUGUAUUUAUCACAAAAGAAAAACUGUUGCUUUUGUAUAGCUGACCCAGACUUUAGUCAAAAUAAAAAAGUGGAUAUAAUAAAUAUAGAAUUUGAUCCUCAAUAUGUUGAGAAUUUUAUCAAUAAGUUAUUAAACUUUUGGAAAAUUAAUAUAUAUCCUUUAUAAUAUCAGAGUGUAGAGUGAGUAUGUUUGGAUUUUAAAGAAAAGUAACAUUUUAAAUUAGUAUAGAUAUAUAUAGUUGAUGAUACUC
This is a messenger RNA of Spodoptera frugiperda (fall armyworm), 2943 nucleotides long. RefSeq lists its product as uncharacterized. Bases 1590 to 2858 code for a protein of 422 amino acids. NCBI's taxonomy places the organism in Eukaryota, Metazoa, Arthropoda, Insecta, Lepidoptera, Noctuidae. The transcript is spliced from 2 exons. The record is from RefSeq and is a predicted model, not a curated record.